UAUGGCGGGCCUUCCCUUCAUUGCCUCGUGCUAAUAAUCGACCGAUUCGUUUGUUGUCGGGCAAAUAAAUUCAAUUCAAAGCUGUUUGAUAGACGAAAGGUAGCUGGACGAUACCUUUGGGGCAUAAUUUUACAAAGUCGUCCACAGACCGAAGCGUCCUUUUUGGGUGUAAGCGAUCAUGUCUUUUGAAGAUGCUGGUGAUCUGGCAUCCUUUGCUGCCAUUGCUGAGUCGGCGACUGCUAAUAGAGAAGAGGAGACUGCUGAAGCUAAGGAAGAGCCACAGGAAGUAAAGGAGGAGGAUGCUGCCAACAAUGAAGGAGGCAAUGCUAGUGAACCAAGUGAAGUAGCUGCUGCUGAGGCCACAGACAGCAAUGCCUCUGAAUUGACUAGUGAGCAGCAGCGUACUUAUGCAAAUCUCCAGCCAAUCUUUCUUGCCAUGGAGAUGGGACAGGAGGCAGUUAACCAGGAUCAGGAGCAGGGUCAAGAAAGUGCUACUGUAGAGAUUGGACAGCAGCAAGCCACUUACAUUGCUACUACCAGUGAGCAGUUCACUCAGCCUUCCCAAGCUGCUAGUAUGCUGCUAACUAGUGCAGCCACCUCAGGGGCAGAGACUCCAGCCUCUUUGGCCUCGAUUCUACAAGAUGUUGUAUCAGGAAUGCAGAGUGGAGCAGGCUCUGUUCCAGCAGCUAUCAUCACAGAUCCAAACUCUGGAAGUGGAUCCUUCCUAAUUGUCAAUCAAAAUGGUGUACCUAUUGUCCGACCAGUUCUUGUUUCAAAUCUUCCAGCUGGAGGGGUCGGCCAAGGAAGUGCUGUGAGUGUGUCUGCUGAAACUCUGCAGGUGUUGACAGCAGGUCUUCAUACUGUUGAUGAUGGUUCUGGAGGAAGUGGCCAGGAGACAGUGACUGUUGACGUCAGUGCUGAAGCUGAAGGGGGAAUGAUUCUUGUAGGUUCAAGUGGUGCUGGUGAGUUGUCAGUGGAGGCCACCGUUGAUAUUGGUGCAGAUACUGUUGCAGUGGUAGCUGGAGCUCAGGCUGUGGCACAAGGUGACAAUGGGGCUGAACUGGAAGAAGGUGAAGAAGCUGUUGGAAUACAAAAGCCCAUUGCCACCAGGGCACCAACAGGGAAGCGCAAACUAAGUGAUGGUCCAAGGGUCUGUGAACAGUGUAACAAAAGCUUCAAGUAUCCUUCAGAUCUGAAGAAACAUUUGCAGAUUCACACAGAUAUAAAGAAGUUUAAGUGUGAGGAUUGUGGAAGAUUUUUCCGUCGACUUCAUCAGCUCAAUGUUCAUCAGAGGAUUCAUUCUGGUGAAAAGCCAUACGUCUGUAACAGGUGUGGCAUGGCCUUCCGUCACGACUCCACUGUCACCAUGCACAUCAGAACUCGCCAUGACCACCUGCGCCCGUUUAAGUGCGAAGUGUGCGGCAACCUGUUCGGACGACUGUCCCAUCUCAAGAAGCACAUCCGCAAAGUUUGCGGCGACAACAAGAACAAGGAGAAGCCAAUUGCACAGUGUCGCUUUUGUGACGUCACCUUCCCGACUAAGGGAGAUUUACGCAAGCACUUACUGAACUGUGAAAAGAAAGAAGCCAAAGUUAAGGCUAAAGAAGUCACCUUGCACAUUUGCGAAACUUGUAACAAAGAGUUCGCCAGCCCCUACAACCUACGAAGACAUCAGUUGACCCACACAGACGAGAAACCAUACCAGUGUGACGUGUGCAACAGGCAAUUCAAAGAAAAGUCGUCACUCACCAAGCACAUCAAACGAAAACAUACUGGAGUGGAUCAAGGCAGUCAGACCGAUGAGACUGGUGAACAGGAGGACGGUUAUGUCAAUGUUGACGUCAUAGCCGAGUCUGCAGCGGCCAGCGGCGUCACCAUGGAAACUGAAGAAACCGUUGAAGCUGGUAUUGCCGCUGAGACCGUAGAAGGAGCUUCGACCGUUGACGCCAGCUCUUUAAUUCCUGGAGAAGAAGGAGAAGUCCAAGGCGGUGCUCAGCAAGUGACUGAGGUGGUGCAGGCCAGCGGUGAGGUAGAAAUGGCCACUGUGGAGCUCCAACUCGCCAACGCCGCUGCAGGUACGGCUCAUUCACACGAUGCCUCAGCCUUACAGGCUGCGGUGGAAGCUCUGGUCUCCGCCAGCCAACAUCAGAUAGCUGGGGUGACUCAGGAAGCCAUGGAAGAAGACUCCUCCGCGGGCAAGGAUAUCUUCGAGGGAGUCACCUCCCAAGAUGCUGAGGGUGCUGCAGCACUCAUGGCGGUGUACGUGCCGGAAGUGAAACAGGCAGAAGUAAACUUGGAACUAGUGAACGUGGAUGGCUCCAAGAUGGAGUACGUGGAGACCACCGAGGAGGGAGAUCAGGAAAUGACUGCAGAAGUUGGAGAAGAAGAAAGUUGAUUGACUUCAAGACUCUUUUUUUAACGAUUACAUCUUCAUUUGAUGAGGCUAAAUGGUCGCUUCACUAAAGCACGUUUGCAGCGUUUGAGUUUUACUCAGAGCUUGUAAAAUUUGUGCUUAUAAACUGUAGAUAAAAGUAUGAACGAGUGUCCCUCUCAGCGUUGGUAAGCGGUAAACAUUGUAACUCAGACUAAGGUGUUUGAGGUGUUUGCCUCAGUUAAUCAUACUUAAACAUAUCAUUGAUCAUGCUGUGUUUUAAACUACAUAGUUCUGAUUGUAGUUGUUUAUUUUAUGCAUUGAAACGUGCGUUGACGCGAUAAAUAUAAACAUGGAGUGGUUAAACAGUGGUUGCAUUAAAGACAUAAGGAUCUAAACUUCUACCAGUAUUCCGGGCUCUAGUUACUCAGUAAAUAGAGAGUUACUUUCUCGUGACGGCCAUUUGAUUAAGUUGCUUAAAAAUGUUUUAAACUAAUGUGUUACCCUUUUUCAAAACUAUGUGACUUUUAUCAACACGAUUAUUUACGUAUAACCUUUUCCUGCAAUAUUGAUACAUUUUCAUUGUAUAAGUAAGGACAGCUAAUCAAUCUAUCAACUUUAGGUUUUGUUUUAAAGAUAACUACCUAAAUCAGUCCUCAGAUUGAGCGACAUGAAGACAAGCGAGGAGGAUUAAGCGCUUACAUUUGGGGGUUGAGAACAUUGAGGCUUUUUUUUUUCUUUCCGAAAUGAAACUAGCGAAAGUUUUAUACGAAGUCCUCUGUUAAAAACUUGCAGGAUUUGAUGUAGUUACUUUGAAGUAUGCUCUUACAGCUUUCUCAGCAUUGUAGAUCGUGGGAAAGCUUAGAGAAUUAAUUUAAUUUUGUUAAUCUGGACUUAUGCGAGGGUGAUCACUAUUAUUAAGUAAAUCUUAAUCUUUAGUUUCACAGUUACACUAUUUUGUCAGAAGCUUUGGCAUAUGCAAAACCAAAUGUUAAGUGGAUGACUGAUAACUUCAUGCUUUCCAAGCUUAGAUAAUGUCUUUAUCCGUAGUACAUUCCACACACGAAAUUGUGUUCCUGGUACAUUGUAACGAUCAGAAAACAUUAUGGUUGAUUUAUAUUAUCUAACUGACCGCCAAGAAGUUGAAAUGUAUUUACGUUAAAUAAUUGGGAAUUAAAGACUUACACUAAACUUAGUAACUUU
Messenger RNA from Pocillopora verrucosa, 3574 nucleotides. RefSeq lists its product as uncharacterized. Lineage: Eukaryota; Metazoa; Cnidaria; Anthozoa; Scleractinia; Pocilloporidae. The record is from RefSeq and is a predicted model, not a curated record. Gene Ontology annotation, biological process: regulation of transcription by RNA polymerase II. Gene Ontology annotation, molecular function: DNA-binding transcription factor activity; RNA polymerase II cis-regulatory region sequence-specific DNA binding.